UAAUGAUUAAAAUUUAUAUAGUUUGUUAACAAAUUGUUAUAAGCGAACAUAUCGAAAACGUUGCGAAGUGUUCGGUACGAGAUAGUAGCUUUCUCUAGUUCUAUUUUAGAGUCUUUCGUACGGAGGGUAGAUCACCUUCUGCGUCGGAGCAUGCGUGAUCCUGAGAGAAGGGAUGGGAAAAAGUCGACCGUAAGAAUGUUUUAGUCGUUGCAGUGUCGAUAUCCGUUAAGUAUCGAUGGAUGCUGAUCAAGAUCUGAAUUUUGCGAUCGGAUGGAAUCGAUACAAUUUGAACAUCGUCGGCAUCUGGCCUAAUCCGUUAGAAAAUUCUAAGCAAAAGAGACUCUCCUUAUGUCGUUUCAUGAUAGCUAGCUUCUUCAUGCUAGGCUUUAUGUGCAUUCCGCAAUCAGCGAAUCUUGUAUUCAUUUGGGGUAAUACGAACCUGAUGACUGAAAACCUAGCGACCGCCAACAUUCCAGUUGCGACUGCUUUUGUGAAAGCAUUCACCAUGUGGCGUUAUAGAAAAGUUUUGAAGUCGUUGGUCGACUUCUUCUAUCAAGAUUGGCAUUCGCCGAAAACGUCGGAGGAAAGAACGAUUAUGCUGAAGAAUGCUAAGCUUGUCAGAAGGAUAUCCAUCUGGUGUACGAUACUGACACAAGUCAUGGUGACUAUUUACAUAAUUUUAAAAGUCUCGAUGGUCGCCAAGUUUUCACGAAAUGAUCCGGCUCGUCCUAUGCUUUAUUUGGCCUAUUUUCCUUUUGACAUUACUCCACGUCCAAUCUUCGAAUUGAUUUCCACAUGUCAGUGUCUAUCGGCUUACACCGCGGCAGUUUCUUACACCGGUAGUGACAGUUUCAUCUCCAUGCUGGUGCUCCACACCUGUGGCCAAUUCCAAAACUUACACGGCAGACUCAAGAAUCUCGCUAACGAACCGGGUGGAAUAAAAACGUCUAAGGAAUUUAAAAGUGAGCUGAAGCAAAUCGUAAAGAGACACGAGCAUUUAAACUGGUUUGCAAAAACGAUCGAGGAAUCUUUUAAUAUGGUGCUUUUAAUACAGAUGCUUUCUUGUACUAUACAAUUGUGCUUUCAAGGAUUUCAGGUUUUUAGAAUAUUAAUGAACGAAGAAGAAAAUGGAUCGGUAACCUUUGAAUUAAUUUUUUUACUCAGUUAUAUAGCAUUUAUUUUAGUUCAUCUGUAUAUUUAUUGUUACAUCGGUGAGAAGCUAAUCGUGCAAAGUACCAACAUGGGAUUUGCUGCGUAUGAAUCGAACUGGUUUAAUGUGGCAGGGAAAGAAGCAAGAGAUCUUCUAUUUAUCAUGCGCAGAUCGGCAACUCGGCCUCUUUGUUUAACUGCUGGGAAAUUCAGCAUAUUUUCUUUACAAAUGUUCAGUACGAUUGUGAGAACUUCACUCGGUUAUCUCUCGGUAUUACUUACUGUAACCGACCGAAAACAAUAACUAACAAUAACUAUUGUAAAGCAGUUAUCAUUAAACAAAAAUAUUAAAAAAAUAUA
This is a messenger RNA of Pogonomyrmex barbatus (red harvester ant), 1509 nucleotides long. Its product is annotated as odorant receptor 13a-like. Gene Ontology annotation, molecular function: olfactory receptor activity; odorant binding. Lineage: Eukaryota; Metazoa; Arthropoda; Insecta; Hymenoptera; Formicidae. Gene Ontology annotation, biological process: detection of chemical stimulus involved in sensory perception of smell; sensory perception of smell. The record is from RefSeq and is a predicted model, not a curated record. Gene Ontology annotation, cellular component: plasma membrane.